Molecule: messenger RNA, 771 nt
Organism: Laetiporus sulphureus 93-53
Lineage: Eukaryota; Fungi; Basidiomycota; Agaricomycetes; Polyporales; Laetiporaceae
Product: translation protein
Exons: 3
Coding region: 313-729 (138 amino acids)
Source: RefSeq, a predicted model, not a curated record
AUGGAGGCCAUCAAUGAGCAACGGCGCUUAGAGCGAGAGGAGAAGGAGAAGGAGGCGGAAGGCGGCGAAAAGGCAGAAGAACCAGCUGCGCAGCCGCAAGAGAGUGGGCCGAAGGAACUGAAGCUCGUAAUCAAGGGCGAUGUGAGCGGAAGCGUAGAAGCGGUCGCGGGCGCGUUAGAAGGGAUAGGCAAUCACAUCGCUCGAGUCAAGGUCAUUGCGACUGGCGUCGGCGACGUCACCGAGUCGGACGUCAUGCAGGCCAAAGCUGCAGAAGGUGAAGAUCACGCUCGAGAUCUCGGUCAAUAGCUACUGAUGAGUAUAUGGUCGCCAAGUGUCCCUCUGAUGUCGUCGACGGUAAUCCACCGCCUGAUGGACGAUGUUAAGGAACGCGUUAUUGCGCUGCUGCCGCCGAUCAUCGAACAGCGGGUGCUCGGCGAGGCCAACGUCUUGCAGCUCUUUGAGAUUUAUCUCAAGGGCAAGAAAACCAUGAAGAUCGCAGGUUGCCGCGUAUCAAAUGGUGUAGUAAACAAGACUAAACUUGCGCGUGUCAUAAGGAAUGGUGAGAUGGUUCACGAAGGACGCCUGGAGACCCUCAAACACCGUAAAGACGACAUCACGGAGGCUGCCAAGGGCACCGAGUGCGGCAUAGGGUUUGAAAAGUAUGACGAUCUCCGCGAGGGAGACGUGAUACAGAUCUACCAGGAAGUAGAAAGGCCGGGUAAUUUAUGAUUACAUUGGCCGGAGCAACGCAUCCGACGCCCAACGCUACAU